CCUACCCCGGGCGCUGAUGAAGCGGGCAGGGCAGCCACCGCGUGGCUGACCUUCCUCCCGCAAGGUUCUUGCGCCCCCGGCUCAGAGCAAGAGGCCUGCGCCCGACAAGGAACUAGUGUCCACCCCUGAGCCCGGGGCCAGUACGUUCAGACACUAAGAAGGGACGGGCAGCUCCCGGGGCAGCGCCGCUGCUUCGCGCUCCCGCCCCCGGUGGCCAGAGGUGGCGCCUCCCCCGCGGCGACCGGAGCCGGGAGGUGGGGUCCGGAGCCGGAGCCCGGGGCUCUGAUGUCACCGCGCGGCCGCCGGCGCCCAGAAGCACCUCUCGGGCUGGAGCUCAGAAUCCGGGUCCCUGCCGCCCAUGAUUGCGCUGCCCCCCCAGCUCCGGUUCCGAGUCCUCCCCGACGGCGAACCCAACAGGAAAGGCGGAGAAAGGAGCCGGCCUGCGGCCAUGCGCCCUCCCAGCGUCCCCUGGACCCCGAUCCGCGGCAGCACCGCGUGACUCUGCCGCCCCCUGCGGUCGCCGGUCCUGCGCCUUUCUCCUCCCUCGCGUGCCCCGACUCUAAGAGCUUGAAGCGUCAGGCUGGGUACAGGAGGGUAAGGAGAUCUCCAGCUCGUGGCCUGUCUUCAGGCAGCCCCAGGUGGGACUGGGAAGAAAGAAUUACAGUGAUCUCAAAACGUUCUGGACCAUUGUUCGUCCGGGAAAGAUCACACGGAGAAGCUAACAAAGCGCCAGGAAGCGGCCAGGGCCCGGAGGAGCUAGCCUGCCCAGCGCUCACCCGCACAGCCAUGGAGGCCCUGGGUCCCGGGCGCGACCGCGCCUCCUCAGCCUCAUCCACGCACAGCCUGGACCUGCGGCGGCUGUCCGUGCGCGCCGACUCUGCCUACGGCUCCUUCUCUGCGGCCUCGGGCGGCGCCGAGCCGCGCACGCCGUCCCCGGGCGGCGACCUCCUUCCGUACCUGGACUGGGACUACGUGCGCCUGGUGUGGGGCGGCCCGGCGCCCGCCCGGCCCGCUGCCGCCCUGCACGCCUCCCCGCAGCCCCGGCCCGCAGCCGCCGCCCGCAGUGGGCCGUGCUCCCCGCAGGUGCAGGGCGCCCCGGGGGCACUCAGCAGGCAGGCCACCCCUCUCCUGUUUGCGCUGGCGGCCGAGGCGGAGGCCGCAGCGCGGGCCGCGGAACCGCCCAGCCCUCCGGCCUCGCGGGCCGCCUACCGCCAGCGCCUGCAGGGCGCACAGCGACGAGUCCUCCGGGAGACGUCCUUCCAGCGCAAGGAGCUCCGCAUGAGCCUGCCCGCCCGCCUGAGGCCCGUGGCCCCCGCGCGGCCCCCGACGGCGCACUCGCGCUCCGCUUCGCUCGGCCACCCGGGCGGCGAGGGGGAACCGGCGCGCUCCGGGGUUCUCGUGCCAGGAACCGCCGGCCGGGGCCGCCUCGCCAACCAGAAGCAAAAGUGGUGCUUCUCCGAGCCAGGAAAGCUGGAUAGCGUGGGCCGGGGCGCUGGGAUGACUUCGGGGUACUCGGGUGGGGCCUGCUCCAGCUUUGGCCAAGUCGGGCCCGAGCCCCAGGAAUUGCAGCAUCGGGCGUUGGCAGAGUUCGAAGGUCUCCAGAUCAGAUGGCCACCCCGAGGCACAGGGGACCCAGAAACCGGGUCCUUGAAGCUCGACAACGCCUACAGGCCUGCCCGCAGGAGUCAGAGCGCUUCAGGGGAAGCUUUGGGUCCCUGGGGAGGUCCCGGAGGGGCCGUGCCCAUUAUCCAGGCCGUUCCUCAAGGAGCAGAACCCCCCAGACCAUUAUUUCAAGCCAGACAUCCCAGGUUCCCGACUCAGAAGGAAGCUGCCACAGUGGCGUGUCCUGCAGCGGGUCCCCAGAGCAGUCCCACUGACUGCCAGCACAGGGUCCCGGAGACCGGCACUGCGUCUGUCCGGCUCCCCUCCCUUCCUGAUGAUGAGGUCUUCCUGGAAGAAGCCCCGCCGGUCAGAACGAGAUCACCUCUAGACUCCUCUGUACGCCCAGGGCUCCCAGCCAGUGUCCAUGCCUCUGACCUGCCGUGUGGAGCUGGCUUGAGCCAAAGGCCUCACCGGGCUACCGUCCCCUUAGAGCACCCCUUUCGCGAGAGCCCGGAGACUGCAGGGGCAGAUGCCCGCUGGCAGGGGGUAAACGGCUGUGUGGGCGUCUCCAGGCCCACAUGCUGUAGCCCCACUGGGACUGCAAAUGGCGACAUCCCAACCACGGACUGCAUUGGGUUGCUGAUGACUGACUUCCCUGCUGCUGCAGAGAGCAACCCCCUCCAGCCUCUCCCAGGGGAUGCCUUGGGACCACCAGGCGAUGACACCCAAGGGCCUCGAGAUGACGAGGCCCUGGCUUGGGGCACUGGCCAGCCUGGUUCCCAACUGACGUGGCCCAGUCCCCGCCUGGAGGAGCUGGUUCAGGAGCUGGCCAGACUGGAUCCCUCUCUGAGUGACACUCUCACCUCCUACCCCAGCCCAGAGCCUCCUCUGGAUCUGCUGGAGGGGCUGAUUCCUUUGGCUGAGGUCUGGGCUGCCAUGAGGCCAGCCUGUGGCAAGACUGGAGAGGAGGCUGCUGGGACUUCUGAGCCAGGAUGCACCCAACUCCUGCCAACUUCUCAGGAAGAAACGAGGUUUGAAAGCCCUACCACCCAUACUAUGCCUGACCAGCCAUGUGGCCGGGGUCUCCCAGAGCCAAACAGCAGCAUCCAAGCUAAGAAAGUGGAGCUAGCGGACCUCCUCCAAAAGGCACUGCAGAACCUUCAGGCUGAGCAGGAGCAGCUGCAGGGGGCAGCCCAGACCUGGGCCAGGCGCAGGGCUGCUCUGGAGGCCUCAGUAGGCAAGGCCUGUGCACCCCGAGACCUAGAGCGGUUCAGCCGGUUCAUGGCCGACCUAGAGCGCGUGCUUGGCCUUCUGCUGCUACUGGGCAGUCGCCUGGCUCGCGUGCACCGCGCCCUGGCCCGGACAGGGGCAGACAUCGACCCUGACGAGCAGGCUUCUCUGUUGCAACGUCUCAGGCUCCUGCAGCGACAGCAGGAGGAUGCUGGGGAGCUGAAGGAGCACGUGGCACGGCGAGAGCGAGCCCUUCGAGAGGUUCUGGUGCAGGCACUGCCUGCUGGGGACCUGCGCGCCUACUGUGCCCUCCUGGCCAGCAAGGCUGCUGUCCUGGCCCAGCAGCGCAGCUUGGACGAGCGUGUUCGGCUCCUUCAGGACCAACUGGAUGCUGUCAGGAGCAGCCUUGCCCAUCGACCCUCAUCUCCCAGGCUGGCCUCCCCGCCAGGGACCCAGCCUCCCCAUAAACCUCCCUUCCCAGCCCUGCUUAUUUAGUGACAGCAUGGAGGUGGGGAGCAUUGCCCCUGCUGUUCCCUCACGCUGCUGGGGUGAAGUUGGCUUGUUGGGUGCCUUUCCCCUGGGGUGGGGAUGACCCAGGCUGGGCCCUUCCAGGAUACUUCUUCCAAGUGGUGUCAUGUAGCCUUGCCCACAUCUUGUGGAUUAUCUGGUAAUUAAUUUAUGGGUUUUAUAAACUGCAGUAUUCCCCGUUCUUGUGAUGAGAGAGAGGGUUGGUCCGAGUGGGCUGGAGGGAGUGGAGACAAGCAGAAUCUCAACUUAAGAUGCAGAACAGCCUCUUUUCCCUCAAUAAAAAUUGCUGUGAGGAGUGUGUAUGUCAGCUAGAAUGCAGUUUGGGGAAGGAUCUUGUUCGCUGGUCCCAGAGGCCAGCCCUCCCUGACGAGGGCAGAAGAGGGAUUUGUUGGAGGGUAUCAGUGAGGUCUGGACAUCUCUAGAAGACUGAGCAACCAGGUUUCAAAACAGCUGGGACCAGGGGGGUGCUGGGCCCCCAGCUCCAUUGCCGCCAGUGAUUCCUAACUAUUCUGGGGACUAUGUCACCACUAACGCCAGGCCUGAUUGGCCAAACCCAGGCCUCCUUCGUUGGGUUUACCCAAGCCCCCAACCCCUGUAGUGGAAGUGGGGUACUGCCUCCCUUCAAGACUCAGUGGAUAAUGUCCCCAAUGGAAAAUGGGUUCAGAUGCUUUACUGCCUAAGAACCCUGACAAAUGCCCAGCACACUUGGACAUUUGGGGACAUUCAUUCCAAGAACUUCCUUCCUCUUCCAAUUGUGUUAUCAAACUUGAGUUUAUCCUGUUCUCCUUUAGAGACUGCACUGGGUCAGGCAGGCUUGAGAAGGGCAUUCGGGGGUGGGAGUAGGAGGUGAGGCCUGGGGGUCGUGGAGACCUAUCAUGUGAGGGCUGGGGGCCUGGAGAGGCAGCUCAGCUGUGCUAGAGGCGCCUCUGGGGGUGGGUUGGGCUGGGAAGGAGGAGUCAGGGGCUGAAGCAUAGGACACACACACUCCUUUAUUUGUGCAUCAGUCCUGUAUACACAGAAUCAAUGUCAAGUUCUCAAAUAUACAUGUGAAAAUCAGCUUUAGUAUUUAUAACUGCAAGCACCAAGGAAAACAUUGUUCUUGCAAAGGUUUGGCAUAUUUUUGGAACCUGGGUACAUUAAAAGGCAUGUAUAUGUGUAUUUAAAGCCAACUGACCCCAGAGUGAGAAAUCUCUGCUUCUGGGCUUGUUUUCUGAUUUGUAUUGUCACCAAGUGCAACUGGUUGGGAAUUUUAAGUGGUCGUAUUCAUAGCAAAAGCAUUAGUUGUAACAGUCGUGCUAUUGAGCACAGAACAAUGCUCACAUUGUGCCAUUUUAUAAAAAACAUAUGGGGCUCCUGCUGAGGCAGUUGCGGGUUCUAACAUUAUGCUUUGAACACUGGGCAGGGCCUCCGCUCCAAGGCCUCCAGUCCAGCUGGGCAGCUGGCUUCGGGGUGCAUUCUAGGUGGAAUCUGCUUAUUUCUGCCUUUUGGCCUGUACAGGCCCCAUUGCAUUCUCUGGCUGUGAUAUUUUUAGAAAGACUUGAUGGGGUCCCCUGGGCCAGUGGAAACAGUGUAUUUUAGACAAAGCACUCCCAGGCCGGGAUGGGCCUGGGGAGCAGCAUCUGUCAUUGUCCAGCUAAACUGCACUUUGCUUCUGUGCUGAGUUUUGCCCUGGGGAAAUAACAAGGCUUCUCUGCUUGUCCCUACCACAUCCGGGGAGCCACCAAAAUAGGUGGACACCAACUGCGCCUGUCCUUUCAUGUGGCCUCUGUCUCCUUCCUUCCCUGGUGUAUUUCCCUCCCACUCCGUUAUUCCUUCAGAGGGCAAGAGUGAGCUCACCAUAGCUGUUGCAUGUUGGUACCACAGACCAAGAAAGACGAGCAGGGCCCGGGAGCCUGGUGAAUUUCACCCUCCAGGACACUGUCAGCAGAGGGCACUGUUCUCACGAUUGAAUCUGCCACCUGUACCUGACCACCUGCAGCCCCCCGCAGCUACCAGGCCCUCUGCGCUAGCCACUGGGACUUUGCCUGGCCCUGCACAGCAGUGUCGCUGCUGAACAUGAAGACUGGGGCUGGGCCUUCCUGCUUCAGUCGGAAGGCAAUUCUGGCUAGGCAGCCCUGGGAAAGCUGGCUUGUUUUCCUUGGUUGCUGGUUAAUGAGAAGUGAGGAGGAGGGAAGCCGGGGUUGUUAUCUCCAGUAUCAGUAUCGAGAAGUCUUACUUAGUCCCCACCCCCGGCUGGAACACAG
Molecule: messenger RNA, 5603 nt
Organism: Phyllostomus discolor (pale spear-nosed bat)
Lineage: Eukaryota; Metazoa; Chordata; Mammalia; Chiroptera; Phyllostomidae
Gene: SHROOM1
Product: shroom family member 1
Biological process (GO): actin filament bundle assembly; cell morphogenesis
Cellular component (GO): adherens junction; cortical actin cytoskeleton; apical junction complex
Molecular function (GO): actin filament binding
Source: RefSeq, a predicted model, not a curated record